AUGUCUGGAGCAAGAACCCAAUUAGCUGAUUCAUCGACAUCGCCAACACUGAGUGACGGUCGGCGUCUAGAUUACAGCAGCCUGAAAUUUGCUUACGGGGACGGCUCUGACGAUGAGAGUGGAUCUGUGACUCCCGAGCUGCCAUCGUGCGUGUAUGCUGCAGCGAGAGGCAGACUACAAUUACCUCUGGCAGCCUAUGUACACCAGCACACAAGGCAACUGCACCCAGAUGCUUUGCUGGAGUCAUCUGUAGAGCCGGACUACCAAUGCGGAGGCUCUCCUUAUCGUGUUCAGCGCGCAGCGGCUAACGUACGGGAGCGACGACGCAUGCUGAGGUCCGGCCCCAAUGGCAGUAUAAACUCGGCGUUCGAUGAGCUGCGUGUGCACGUGCCUACAUUUCCGUACGAAAAGCGGCUGAGCAAAAUUGACACGCUUCGGUUGGCCAUCGCGUACAUCGCCCUGCUAAGGGAGGUCUUAGAUGCUGACUACGAUCCACUUACGUACGUGGAGAAAUGUCUCCGAGGUGAAAUCAAAGCUGAUCGUGCACACUGGAAUACGAGUGAUCUCACUGCGCGACUAUCUUGGAUAAACUGGGAAAAUCUCGGCGUGAACCCUCAACGCAGAAGUGUCCUGACGUCCCUUGCACUGAGCUCGGAAAAUUUACAGUAUACGCACAAUUAA
This is a messenger RNA of Parnassius mnemosyne (clouded apollo), 681 nucleotides long. NCBI's taxonomy places the organism in Eukaryota, Metazoa, Arthropoda, Insecta, Lepidoptera, Papilionidae. The record is from the annotation of a GenBank genome assembly.